This is a messenger RNA of Danaus plexippus (monarch butterfly), 2077 nucleotides long. It is a transcript of the gene tsl, whose product is annotated as torso-like protein. NCBI's taxonomy places the organism in Eukaryota, Metazoa, Arthropoda, Insecta, Lepidoptera, Nymphalidae. The transcript has 8 exons. Bases 322 to 1509 code for a protein of 395 amino acids. The record is from RefSeq and is a predicted model, not a curated record.
GGUUAAGAUUUGUGUUCAUUCUGUCACAGUCAGUGACCGAAUCGAAUCGUCGGAGCGGUGGUUACGCUAAAAAUAUAAUAACGAAACAGUUUAACGAAAAAAAAUACAUUAAAACAAGCAACUUAGUUGAAAGUCUUCGUUAAGUAUGAAACAGAUAAAAGGCGUGAUUGUCUUUUUAAAUAAUGUUUCAUAAAUGAAAUUGUAUUUUGUGAUUUCGCGGCAUCGGUUGUAUAUUGUUUGUGAAUGGUACGGUUAAUGUUGCAGCUAUGAAAGGAUGUUAAGAAUUAUCCCUAAAAUAUAAGUGUUUAACUUUUGAGUUGGAUGGGAUUGCACGGCUGGUGUUCAGAGCGUGUGAUGGUCCGCUGGGCGCUGGUACUCCUAGUGGCUGUAGCUUGCCACGCCGCCACACUCGACUCGGAGCUGGGCGUCGGCAAAUCCAUCAACAUCUUCAUGAGAUAUGGCUACCUCAGUAUAUGCAUGCGAGUGGUACCACGCAACGACACAGAUGGCUGGGUGUUCAGAGAACCAACUGUCAACGUGUUCAAAGACGUCGACCAGCUGGUUCUGGCCCCAAAACCGAGGACAGCAAAAACGCUGUUCGACGGUGACUUCCACAUGGAGUUCUGCGAUAACUUGAAACAGCUAUUACAGGCGUACUUUAGAGACUUCAGCUUUGAGAGGUUAGAACGUCCGUGGCGGGCGUUCACAGCUGGCUGGCCCACGGACAUCAUGGCUAGGAACCUUGGAAUCAACUCAUCAUUCAUCACUGGCGAUCAUUGCUACGUGCUAGUGAGAGUAUCCAGGUUCCGCGAAACCGCCAAGCUGAAAGAGAUACCGUCCGAUAUUUCCGUCGAGGACGUAGUGUAUGAGGCGAUUGAUGAAACUAAUGUCGGCGACACGGUGUCCAUAGCUGACUUCAUACGGAAAUAUGGCUCGCAUUAUAUAGCGUCAUAUGUCACUGGGAAUUCACUGUAUCAGGUAUUCGUGUUCUCUCGCGGCGUGUACUCUCGUAUACGGGAGCGAGUGAAAUCAAAGGGCGUGGGUUCUAUACCGCCAGCUGACAUCGACAAUUACUUCUCACCGCUGUACGCUGAACAUAUAGGAGCUGUCAAGGUGUUUGUGUUCUCUAGAACCGUAUACUCAGUUAUCAAAGAAAGACUUAAAAGCAAAGGCGUCGGUGACAUUACAGCCAAGGAGCUGGAGGGAUAUUUCUCACCCUGGCAAGCCAAACAUAUCGGUCAGAUAAAGGUCGCGAGCGGGAACAAAACUGUCGAGAGUUGGGCGAUGAAGAAGUUAAGAGUACAUUAUUAUAUUUUCUCAUAUCCGAGUUUGUUGAAGCUGCACGGAGAGCCGGCGUUGUUGAGAAAUUUGGACACGUUGCUAGGCAACGAAGCGUUGCUGCAACUAGAACUGAAAACACUAUCGCCAGCAUUCAAAGACGUUAAAAAGAAAAAGUGGUUCGAAGAAGUUAUAGACAAUUAUUUAAAGUUAUGGGAGAGUAAUAUGUGAUAAUGGUGAUAAUUAGGUAAUGUAGGAUUUAGUCGUUUUUAAAUUUAUUACAAUUGUUUGUGUAGCGCCAUCUAUGUGUGAUCGUUGAAACUGUUGGGAUUCAUUGACAGUUAUUUUUUAUAUGCUAGUACAUUAAAAAAAAAUUAUAGAUAUUUUAGAAUUAUUUUUACAAAAAAUGUUUUGGCUUUGAAUGUGAUACCAAUAAUAACAAAAUGAACCACAAAUUUGAGACGAAAACGUUUAUAUUACGCAAAUAUAAAUAUAUAUAUUUUUAUAAUUAUUUAUGAUAUUUAAUUAAUGUAAUAUUUUUAAGAUUUACACUUUUACAUAAAUAGUUAAAUAUACUUUAAUAUGGAUAAUUGCGUACAGCGCCAUCUAGAUCGGUUUAUGUAAACUAAAGUGUACCCGAUGUGAACAGCGAUUUAUGUGCAAUAAAAUCAACUUUUUAAUAAAAAAAAAAUAUGUACAAAUAUAAUAAUGCGGGAUCAAAAGUGAAUGCAUUUAUAAAUCACAAUCUUGUAUGUAAAUAUAUGGAGUCAGUUGUGAAAUAAAAUUGAUUGUGAUCGUA